GCCUCGACCGGAAUCAAAGACGAUAACUUCCUAUAAACAUCAAACUCCGCAGAUAUUCAACAGCAAUCUUCAAGAUUGCUCAAGAUUGAAUCUUGAUCUCCUUCCGCGUUCACUCUGUCUCCAUGACCGAGCAAGUGACGCAUGUAAACACAAACCCAACCACUUUCACAGAGAACAUCGUCCCGGGCCAGGCUCGGUGUGUAGACACAAGUACCCGGGGAGAACACGGGACCAGAUGUGUGUCCUGAGCUUAUGACGUUGGCCCGAACCCAGGCUCCCCAGGAGCCGACCUCUGGAAGGAGACCAGUCCGGGAGCGAAGCGGCACCGGGCCCUACAGCAUGUCAGUGUUCAUCAUUUUCUUCUUGUGUCUCUCGGCCACCGCUGGCGAAGACUCUACUGCUAUCACUACAUCCAGCGACCAAUCAGAGCUCCUUUGUCAUGACUGGGGGAUGAGCGUGGAUGCGGUGCGUGUUAUAAACGGAGAAGCUGGUUGGCUGUUCUGUCCCCUUUUCUCCCACUCGCUCUACAACUACAGCUCCGCCCACAGCAGUGGUCUCUCCCUCUUCUGGUACCACCUCCCCCCUGAGCAGGACCUGGAACGUCCAAUCAAAUACAGCCAGAGGGUGAGUAAGGAUAGAGAAAGUCUGUGGUUUCAACCAGCCAACGAAAACGACACCGGACAGUACAUCUGCACGUUACGGAACAGGACAUCCUGCACAAAGAUAGCCAUGUCCCUAGGGGUGGUGUCGAGUGGGACUGACUGUCCGCAUCUGGUUGCCAUGGUGCCACUUAAGGUGUAUAUACCGGUCCAGGAGGGGACGGAAAUGAGUUGCCCGGGCCUCGAGCACGCCGCCAAGAUGGCCGACAGUGCCCCCUCGGUCAGCUGGUACCAUAAAUGCAGCAAGUACCCGUUCUGGGACAACCAGCGCGAGGUGAAGGGGGACAAACUGUUUGUGCACAAUAUGGGGCUGAUGCACGAGGGCCUGUACUACUGCCGGGUUAGCUACACCCGCAAAAGCCUCCCACUCAACUUCACCAGGUCCCUCAACGUCACCGCUGUCUCCCCCAGUUUUACUUCCAAGGUGCCGGUCAUUCUGAUCCCAAACAAAGAACUCAAGUUCCCCGUCAGACUGGGGAGGGAGGCCAAGCUGGUGUGCCGGGUGACCUUCCCCUUCGUGGAGAACAGUCCCCGGGACAUCUGGUGGACCGUGGACGGGAAAACCCUGGACUCGCUGACCCACACCCGCUUCUCCGAGACCAACCGUCGGGUAGAGGGGGAGACCUAUGGGGAUCAGACGGUGGUGAGAGAGCUGCUGUUGACGGAUUUGCAGAGAGAGGACCUGAUGAAAGAGUUCAACUGCUCUGUCAAGAACAACAAGGGGUUCUCCACCAAGAGAGCCCAGCUCCAAGAGGAGGCCUACUCCCCCUCGGUAGAGCUGGGUUGUGGUCUGGGGGGCACUCUGCUGCUGAUGCUGGUCCUCUUCCUGGUCUACCACGUGUUCUGGCUGGAACUCCUGCUGCUCUACCGUUCCUGGUUUGGAACAGACGAGCGCUACACAGAUGAGAAGGAGUUUGACGUGUACAUCUCGUAUGUGCGUGACGGCGAGGAGGAGCAGUUUGCUGUGAGCACGCUGCGCCACGUCCUGGAGAAUCACCUGGGCUACUCGGUCUGCAUCUUCGACCGCGACAGCCUUCCAGGCGGGACCAUCACCGAUGAGACGCUGAGCUUUGUGGGUCGCAGUCGUCGCCUGCUGGUGGUGCUGAGCCCGGGCUUCGCCUCGCGGGGGACCCAGGCCCUGCUGGAGCUCAAGGCCGGACUCGACCACAUGGCGCUGGGGGGACACCUGCGGGUCAUCCUGGUGCAGUACCGGCCCCUGAAGGGGCAGGCCUGGGUGGGGGAGCUGCGGCGUGCUCGGGGGGUGCUGGCGGUGCUACGCUGGAAGGGGGACAAGUCCAAGGAGCUCACCUCCCGCUUCUGGAAGCGUCUGCGUCUGGAGCUACCCCUGCAGAGGAGAAAGGACUCUGAGCUGGGGACUGCCAGGACCUAUCAGAGCCAGAGUAGCACCAGCUCCCAAACCGGUCUGCUCAGCCCCGGGGGGCUGGCUGUCCACAAGGCUCAGUACGGUGGAGGGAAGCUGUAGCCCCCCCCCCCUCACCAUGACGUCAUGACGUUCACCUCCCCUCACAGCUGGAGCCCCCCCACCAUGACGUCAUGAUGUUCACCUCCCCUCACAGCUGGAGCCCCCCCACCAUGACGUCAACACGUUCACCUCCCCUCACAGCUGGAGCCCCCCCACCAUGACGUCAACACGUUCACCUCCCCUCACAGCUGGAGCACCCCCACCAUGACGUCAACACGUUCACCUCCCCUCACAGCUGGAGCACCCCCACCAUGACGUCAACACGUUCACCUCCCCUCACAGCUGGAGCCCCCCUCACCAUGACGUCAACACGUUCACCUCCCCUCACAGCUGGAGCACCCCCACCAUGACGUCAACACGUUCACCUCCCCUCACAGCUGGAGCACCCCCACCAUGACGUCAACACGUUCACCUCCCCUCACAGCUGGAGCACCCCCACCAUGACGUCAACACGUUCACCUCCCCUCACAGCUGGAGCCCCCUCACCAUGACGUCAACACGUUCACCUCCCCUCACAGCUGGAGCACCCCCACCAUGACGUCAACACGUUCACCUCCCCUCACAGCUGGAGCACCCCCACCAUGACGUCAACACGUUCACCUCCCCUCACAGCUGGAGCACCCCCACCAUGACGUCAACACGUUCACCUCCCCUCACAGCUGGAGCCCCCUCACCAUGACGUCAACACGUUCACCUCCCCUCACAGCUGGAGCACCCCCACCAUGACAUCAUCACAUUCAACUUGUCCUGUGCCAUCAAACCUCCUGUUGAAUAUAUUAUAUAUAGAUUGAGUAUUGACAUGAGUUUCGAGAUGAGUAUUGAGCCGAGUAUUGAGCUGAGUAAUAAGCUUAGAGUGUUCUAGUACUAAACACAUCAUGUACCAAACGACAUUUACAUCCACUUGAAUAGUGGACUCCAUCAAUGAUGGUGCGAUGACUUCCGUUUAAUGUAAAUGUAUUUUUAUGGAGUUAACGUAGAAGAAUAUGUCUUCUCUGUGAGCCAAGCCGUUAUAUGUUUUUAUCCAGCAAUUCUUGAAAUAUAUUUUUUAUACAACAAGCAUGUUUUAAACUGAAGGUGGGAAACACAUUCACCUCUUCUAGAGUGAGGCGCUCUUUGACACAUGUGGUAUGACGGCAGGGGAGUUACCCCAGGGUUGGUUCAUUCAGUACCGGUACCCAGUACUGCUUAGAAGCUAGUAGCGGUACCCAGUACCAAUUAUCUAGUACUGGAUGGCCAAACCAGAGAGACCCCAGAGGUCAAUGAACAAAACCCACUGCUGCUAUCUGAGGUUUUUGUCUUGAAGCAUACAUAAUUUAUUCGAAAGGCUCCGGCUAAGAGAAUUGUGUAGUAUUAUCAUGCUAUUUUUGAAUAUAUGUUUGCUUCAUAUUAUAUUUUUUGAUGUAAUUUACGUUGUCCAUUCUUCCAAAUACAUCUUAUUUUGCUAUACCCUGCUGGACUCAUUUCUU
Molecule: messenger RNA, 3608 nt
Organism: Gadus chalcogrammus (walleye pollock)
Lineage: Eukaryota; Metazoa; Chordata; Actinopteri; Gadiformes; Gadidae
Product: interleukin-1 receptor accessory protein
Exons: 12
Coding region: 253-2142 (629 amino acids)
Biological process (GO): signal transduction
Molecular function (GO): interleukin-1 receptor activity
Source: RefSeq, a predicted model, not a curated record